CUAUAGUCUUAGCUUCUUGUGUAUUGUUGAAUUCUUAGUUCAACCCUCUUUCCUUUCUCUCUCUAUUUCUCUCUCUCUCUCUCUCUCUCUCUCUCUCUCUCUCUAUCUUUCUUUCUCAUUGGAAAUCCCAAUAUCAUUCUUCACUCAACCAUUGAAGCACAUUGUUAUUAUUAUUACAUUAUUAUGGACUCAAUGUUGGUUCCUCCAUGGCUAGAGAGAUUGCUACAAACACCAUUUUUCAAUGUAUGUAGGAUUCAUGGAGAUGCAGCUAGGAGUGAGUGUAACAUGUUCUGCCUUGACUGCAAUAAUAAUAAUAAUAACAACAAUGGUGAUGCUUUUUGCUUCUAUUGCCGCUCUUCAAGGCACAAGGAUCAUCAAGUAAUUCAGAUAAGAAGAUCUUCAUACCAUGAUGUUGUAAGAGUGGUUGAAAUUCAGAAAGUGUUGGACAUAAGUGGAGUUCAAACAUAUGUAAUCAAUAGUGCUAGAGUUCUGUUCUUGAAUGAGAGGCCACAACCCAAAUCUGGAAAAGGGGUUCCUCACAUUUGUGAGAUUUGUGGAAGAAGCCUUUUGGACCCUUUUCGUUUCUGUUCUUUGGGAUGUAAGCUUGUGGGAAUAAAGAGGAAUGGGGAUGCAAGCUUUGUUUUGGAUGAUAAGAUCAAUGAAGCAUUAGCAAUGGAGGGAAUAUCAUCAAGAAGAUCAUCAAUGUCUUCAAGGAAUCAUCAUCAAGAAGAAGAAGAAUUGGGUGAAGGAUCACCACAAAAUAUUUACACUCCUCCACCUCCUUCAAACACAAGAAGAAGAAAAGGCAUUCCUCAUAGGGCUCCUUUUGGUUCCUAGUCAUUAUUCUUCUCCCUUUUUUUUUAAUCUUCAAAAAUUGGUACAUAAUUCAAUAUUCAACACCCCAUCAAUUAUUUUUCUUCUUCAUGUUAAUUAUUUGUAUAUUAAAAGUGAAUAUUAAGAAUAAACAGCAUAAAUGCA
Arachis stenosperma is the source of this 978-nucleotide messenger RNA. Its product is annotated as protein RGF1 INDUCIBLE TRANSCRIPTION FACTOR 1-like. The record is from RefSeq and is a predicted model, not a curated record. Bases 184 to 837 code for a protein of 217 amino acids. The transcript has 4 exons. NCBI's taxonomy places the organism in Eukaryota, Viridiplantae, Streptophyta, Magnoliopsida, Fabales, Fabaceae.